AUGAAUCAAACGGACAAAAAUCAACAGGAAGUUCCUUCAUACCUUAAUGACGAACCACCAGAAGGUUCAUUGAAAGAUCAUCCACAGCAGCAGCCUGGCAUGCUUUCUCGUGUGACUGGUGGCAUCUUCAGUGUAACAAAGGGAGCUGUUGGUGCCACGAUUGGUGGUGUAGCCUGGAUUGGAGGAAAAAGUUUGGAAGUGACCAAAACAGCUGUUACAGCAGUGCCUUCCAUGGGAGUGAGUCUGGUUAAAGGAAGCGUUUCUGCUGUGGCUGGGGGCAUUACAGCUGUAGGAUCUGCUGUCACAAGUAAAGUGCCUUUAACAGGGAAGAAAAAGGAUAAGUCUGACUAA
Emys orbicularis (European pond turtle) is the source of this 351-nucleotide messenger RNA. It is a transcript of the gene TMEM263, whose product is annotated as transmembrane protein 263. The coding region runs from base 1 to 351 and encodes 116 amino acids. The record is from RefSeq and is a predicted model, not a curated record. The transcript is spliced from 2 exons. Lineage: Eukaryota; Metazoa; Chordata; Testudines; Emydidae.